AUGGUUAUGGGCGGCACUAUUCGGGGCGCCCGCCCGCCCUCACACACAGCUUACUAUGUAGCCUUAGCUGGUGUGGUGGCUUUGCUGCUAUUGCUGUGCUGCUACUUUAUAUACUUCUUCAUAAGGCGUGUUAAAGAGUUAAGUCGCCAAGGCCUACCUGAACGGGUGCAGUCAGUGAGACCACCUCCACCUGGAAGUAUUGCCUAUCCUGUUCAGCCCGUGGUCCGUGCAAGUGCUUCUGCGAUGGCACGUCUGUGUCAAUCCCCUGCCUCCCCAGCCUCGCCUGCUUCACCAAGAGUCAAGAUGUUGUCUCCAAGUAGGGACAGAGCCAUCGCUCAGCGAUCAAGUUCACUUACACCAGCCCAUACUGACACAGUACAUCCUCGGAGUCACACCAAUACUCUACCUCCACCCACAAUUCUCACACCGCGAACAACUCCUAUUAGAAACGGACCAAAAACAAUUCCAGGAAAGAUCGAGCUCGUCUCACCAACACAUAGUUCUAUCGAUAGCAUAUCUCCAAAAUCUCCUUCAAGAAAAGAUUUGUCACUAAAAACCAAGCAAUUGUCUCCAAGGAAGAAAUUACCACCAGUGUACAGAGAGUUGUCGCCAAAAAGAAGAGACUUAUCGCCCGUUUGGAGGGAAUUGUCGAUGCAGAAUACUCCAAUUAAGAAAGAUUUGACGCCUAUGAUGAGAAGGAAACAAAAGACUGGCGACGAGCAGAGGAAACAUUUGUCAGCGCCACCAGAAAUCGUAGUUGGGGAUGCAUAA
Messenger RNA from Leptosia nina, 771 nucleotides. The record is from the annotation of a GenBank genome assembly. NCBI's taxonomy places the organism in Eukaryota, Metazoa, Arthropoda, Insecta, Lepidoptera, Pieridae.